UUCCCUUGCAUAUCUAGCACUUCAUCGAGGAACCAUCAAGUCCAAAAAUAUGUUUGCGAACGUCGGAGCCCUCACGAUCACCAUCCUCGCGGCUCUCCCCACGGGCUUAGCCUGCUUGGGUUAUACCGGAGGACUGCCAAAGGCUACUUCCAACAAGGCGAUCUCUGCCCCAAUCUACGUCAAGUCCGGUGAAGUCUUUGAUGGCGGCUGGGCCAAGUACGAUAGGAAUCCCACCUCUUGCAGAAGCCAGCAAGAAGGAGGUGAGGCUGAUACCGCUUUCGUCCUCGAGAAAGGAGCUACUCUGCGGAAUGUCAUUAUUGGCAAGACUGCCGGUGAGGGCGUAUAUUGCCUGGGAGGCGGUUGCAACAUUGAGUUCGUCUGGUUCGAGGACGUUUGUGAGGACGCCAUCUCCAUCAAAGAGGACAAGGCCGGUGACGUGACCUGGAUUGUUGGCGGCGGUGCCUACCAUGCCUCCGACAAAAUCAUCCAACACAACGGCUGCGGCCGCGUCAACAUCAUCAACUUCUACGCCGAAGACUAUGGAAAGGUUUACCGUUCAUGCGGAACUUGUGGAAAAUGCGCUCGUGAGGUGUACAUCGAGGGUGUCACCGCUCGUAAGGGAGGCGAGGUGGCUGGAAUAACCAAGUCCAACGGGGACAAGGCCACGCUCGUCAAUGUUUGUACCGAUGCCAAAACCCCUUGCCAGAACUACAGUGGUCCCGGCGUUAAGGAUGGCGCUUGUUAGUUUGUAUUUCCAAUGCAGGAAGCGCUUGCUGGAUCAUAGUCAUGCUACCCAGUUCAUAGUUCGGAAGUAGAAUUUUUGCAGUUAGUUUCGGUAUGGGGGUGAACUCACAGAUGAGAAAGGGCUCGCUGGCUAGCAGAGUUUCUUCAAUUGUAACCGG
Colletotrichum destructivum is the source of this 902-nucleotide messenger RNA. Its product is annotated as Putative pectate lyase PlyH/PlyE, pectin lyase/virulence factor. Bases 50 to 745 code for a protein of 231 amino acids. Gene Ontology annotation, molecular function: pectate lyase activity. The transcript is spliced from 5 exons. Gene Ontology annotation, cellular component: extracellular region. The record is from RefSeq and is a predicted model, not a curated record. Gene Ontology annotation, biological process: pectin catabolic process. NCBI's taxonomy places the organism in Eukaryota, Fungi, Ascomycota, Sordariomycetes, Glomerellales, Glomerellaceae.